AUCAAUGCUGCCUUUACUCUUCUAGCUGGAAUGUGGUGGAAAUCUUGGAAGAGAGAGGCCUUCUCUAUCCCACACCACCGCUGCAAUCCACCGUACUGACCUCCCUCCUCUCAGUGUCUACUGUGGCUUUUCGACCCUACCUCCGAGACUCUCCACCUUGGUAGGCUUCUCGCCAUUAUCGUUCUCUCUUGAUUCCUCCGCUGAGGCCACGACGCACCCGCCUUCUUCGGGGAUGGCACCGGACGCUUUUACGACCCCUAUGGCAAGAGCCACGGGAGGCCCCAACUCGACCCCGUCUCCCUGGACAGGAAUAUCUGCCUAGAGCAUUCUGGGAAGUCCGUCUACGCCGUCUUCUGUCAAGAUUUUAAGCAAUUACCAUUGGUGGAAAGACGUGAAGCUGCUGGAUUUCCUGAGGGAUGUCGGAGAAUUCGCGAGGUGGGUGCCAUGAUGUCUAACGAGCGCGUCCGGAACAGUGAAUCGCAGAAGGGAAUGAGUUAGACCGAUUCACCUACCAGCUAUUCCAGGCCUACGGUUUCCUCUGUCUUCUCCGCGAUGAAGGUGUCACCUUACCAGUUCUAUUAGUAAUCCCUCCCCAUCUCCGAUGCUGAUGUUAUUAUCAGGUUUAUCAAGAUUCUAACUUUCCUCAGCGUGAAAGAGAUUUCGCAGAUUGAGAGCGAAAUGCUGAACCCAGCAUAUCUACCCAAUACUGGUUAGCGCAGGCUUGCCGAGCAGGUAACCCGUUUCGUCCAUUGGAAGAGGGAUUGCAUGGAGCGCUCAAGGCUACGCAUGUCUUGAGGCCUGGUCAUGCUAAAGUUGGCUUAAUUGGAAAACCAGAAACUAUUGGAGAAGAUGUUCCUCACUUUUCUCUGCGGCAAGAUCAGGUGUUUGAACCUUUCUCGUUUGGAUCUCUCAGAUCUCUCUCGGUCUGUAUCGACUUGCUUGAGAGUAAUUGGCAGCCUGCCGUCUUCUCAAGCAAGGGGAACUUAUUUGAACAACAGAAUUGAUAGUGAGGCCAAGAGAUUGAGCCUGAUGGCAUUGUUGAUGCCAUUAGUUGUACUCUGGGAAGAAGAACAAGAUUGACUGUGAGAAUAUCGUGAUCUUUCUGUAGCUAUGAAUUCUCGAUUCUUGAAAUUGGCCUGCGGGUAGAACAUACAAAAUCUUGACCACAUCUUAUGCAAGAAAACAAUAUUUUGCCUCACUUUCUUAUGCUUAUUUCUCCUGUAUUACUUGCUCUACCUCAAAGCUAUUUCAGACGAUCACCAUCUCUACGCUCUGGAAUCAUAGAAGAUUCGAUAUUUUAAGCAGAACAUGCCAUAUGUUGACAUCCUUCAAUUUCAUCUUGCAGUAUGUUUUAAACUCAUAGAACGUUGGCAUUUGAUCUGAAACUCUUUCAUAUGGGCCACAGUUGUCCAAGCUUCAUCUUUUGUGAAGGUUAAUAGGCAUCCUUUUCACAGUGAAGUCCAUAAUUGUACUUAGAUGAACUUACUAAUUCAUCCCUGUGGUUGAUAUGAAACAAUUCUUGCAUACAUCUUCAACGUAUCGUAUCCAGGGCUUCUCUUUUUCUUUUAAGUUCUGCAUGCUCCUCUGCGAUAUUUGGUUUUGUGUUUGACUCAGUUGCAUGAACCCGUGGGCAAGGCAGGGGUGUACCAACUACCAAGCAUUUUCAGUAGAAGGGCUUGCUGGGCCCUCCGAAUUAGUUAAAGAAAAGGAACAAAAGCCCAUGAUUUCUUUAUUAAAGAAAGGGAAAAAAGAAAAAGAAAAAAACCUAACCUGAGUCAAUUUCUCUCUCCGCACCAGCAGCGACGUUCUUCUUCGACCUGAAGCGAUUUUGAGUUGACACAGGACAGAGAGAAUCUGAUAGCAAUGAAGGGGGCAAUCAAGGCUGCUGUAGCUGAUGGUGUGCUAACUUUUAUGUGGAUUUUCUCUGCAUCAUCACUGGGUGCUCUGACAUAUCUUGCUUCUUCUGCUCUGGGUUUGACUGAGGGCCUUGCUAGUCUUCUCAUCACCACCAUCUUCAUAUUUCUUCUCUUGUUCAUAUUUGGAAUCAUCGGUGAUCUUUUAGGCGGUGCCACCUUCAACCCCACAGCCACCGCUGCCUUUUAUGCCGCCGGAGCUGGUGGCGGGGACUCUCUGGUCUCUGCUGCCCUCCGCUUCCCUGCCCAGGCAGCUGGUGCAGUGGGUGGUGUGGUUGCAAUUUUGGAGGUGAUGCCAAUGCAGUACAAACACAUGGUCGGGGGUCCUUCUUUAAAGGUUGACAUGCACACUGGAGCAAUUGCCGAGGGCGUUUUGACUUUCAUAAUCACCUUGGCUGUCCUCAUCAUUGUGCUUAGGGGUCCAAGCAAUCCACUUAUAAGGAACUGGUUGCUUGCUGUGUCAACUGUUGCACUAGUAGUUGCAGGUUCCAGUUAUACAGGACCUUCCAUGAACCCUGCAAAUGCAUUCGGUUGGGCUUACAUAAACAAUAAGCACAACACAUGGGAGCAGCUCUACGUUUACUGGAUCUCUCCCUUCAUCGGAGCAAUACUUGCUGCAUGGGUUUUCCGUUUUCUAUUUCCUCUCCCGACGAAGCAGAAGAAAGCUUGAAAGGCGCGUAAGUAGAUUUAGGGUUUGUGGAUAUCAGAGAUUUUCAACUUGUAUUUUCACCUCUAAUGGAUAUCGUAAUGGCAUGUAUUUCCUUGAUUACUAUUCAACUCUAUUGCGAAUAGCAUAGUGAAUAAGUAAGCGAUAUUGCCUCGUCUGUCAAUUGUAUUCACAUCCAAAUCUCUACAUAUUUGUGUGAUACUUGUCCUUGAAUUGUAGAAUACCUAUACUAUGGACAGGUAGGGUUGGAAAAUAAUCAAAUUACGCGAUGUUUGAUUUCAAA
Messenger RNA from Sesamum indicum (sesame), 2863 nucleotides. Its product is annotated as aquaporin SIP1-1. Gene Ontology annotation, cellular component: membrane. Gene Ontology annotation, molecular function: water channel activity. The record is from RefSeq and is a predicted model, not a curated record. Lineage: Eukaryota; Viridiplantae; Streptophyta; Magnoliopsida; Lamiales; Pedaliaceae. Gene Ontology annotation, biological process: transmembrane transport.